GGCUUGCGGACAUUCUCAAACGAUGAUUGAGUCCAUUAAGCACCGAUUUGGGCUGAUUUAUUCCAGGUCAAUUUAUGGCAGAUUCCAAAGGGGUACCAUCACAGAUUUCGGGCGAUUUAUCUGAAAUGCCAUUUUCUUUCGAUUCUGGAAGCUACAAAUCCCGGAAUCAGGUCGAGGCUAUUAUCCACCGAUAAUGAAGUCUAUUGAUCUUAUUCUCCACGGAUGAUAAGUCCGUUAAGCAUCGAUUUGGUCCAAUUUAUUUUCGAAUGGCAUUUUUGUAAUUUCUUGGGCGACGAAAGUACAUUUUCUUUGAAUAUUGAAGGCUACAGAUCACGGAUUCGGCCUGAGGCUAUUCUCCAACGAUGAUUGAGUCCAUUAAGCACCGAUUUGGGCGCAUUUAUUCCGUGUCAAUUAUUGGCAGAUUCCAAAGGGGUACCAUCACAGAUAUCGGGCGAUUUAUCCGAAAUGCCAUUUUCUUUCGAUUCUGGAGGCUACAGAUCACGGAGUCAGGCCGAGGCUAUUAUCCACCGAUAAUGAAGUCUAUUGAUCCUAUUCUACACAGAAGAUAAGUCCGUUAAGCAUCGAUUUGGGCCAAUUUAUUUUCAGAUGGCAUUUUCGUAAUUUCUUGGGCGACGAAAGUCCAUUUACUUUGAAUAUUGAAGGCUACAGAUCACGGAUUCGGCCUGAGGCUAUUGUCCAACGAUAAUUGAGUCCAUUAAGCACCGAGUUGGGCCGAUUUAUUCCGGGUCAUUUUUUGGCAGAUUCCAAAGGGGUACCAACACAGAUUUCUUGUGAUUUAUCCGAAAUGCCAUUUUCUUUCGAUUCUGGAGGCUACAGAUCACGGAAUCAUGUCGAGGCUGUUAUCCACAGACAAUGAAGUCUAUUGAUCCUAUUCUCCACGGAUGAAAAGUCCGUGAAGCAUUGAUUUGGGCCAAUUUAUUUUCGGAUGGCAUCGUCGUAAUUUCCUGGGCGACGAAAGUCCAUUUUAUUUAAAUAUUGAAGGCUACAGAUCACGGAUUCGACCUGAGGCUAUUCUCCAACGAUGAUUGAGUGCAUUAAGCACCAAUUUGGGCGGAUUUAUUCCGGGUCAAUUCUUGGCAGAUUCCAAAGGGGUACCAUCAAAGAUUUCGAGCGAUUUAUCCGAAAUGCCAUUUUCUAUCGAUUAUGGAGGCUACGGAUCACGGAAUCAGGCCGAGGCUAUUAUCCACUGAUAAUGAAGUCUAUUGAUCCUAUUCUCCACGGAUGAUAAGUCCGUUAAGCAUCGAUUUGGGCCAAUUUAUUUUCGGAUGGCAUUUUCGCAAUUUCAUGGGUGACGAAAGUCCAUUUUCUUUGAAUAUUGAAGGCUACAGAUCACGGAUUCGACCUGAGGCUAUUCUCCAAUGAUGAUUGAAUCCAUUAAGCACCGAUUUGGGCGGAUUUAUUUCGGGUCAAUUUUUGGCAGAUUCCAAAGUGGUGUACCAUCACAGAUUUCGGGCGAUUUAUCUGAAAUGCCAUUUUCUUUCGAUUCUGGAGGCUAUAGAACACGGAAUCAGGCCGAGGCUAUUAUCCACCGAUAAUGAAGUCUAUUGAUCCUUUUCUCCACGGAUGAUAAGUCCGUUAAGUAUCGAUUUGGCCCAAUUUAUUUUCGGAUGGCACUUUUCGUAAUUUCUUGGUCGACGAAAGUCCAUUUUCUUUGAAUAUUGAAGGCUACAAAUCACGUAUUCGCCCUGAGGCUAUUCUCCAAAGAUGAUUGAGACCAUUAAGCACCGAUUUGGGCGGAUUUAUUUUGGGUCAGUUGUUGGCAGAUUCCACAGGGGUAUAAUCAUAGAUUUCGGGCUAUUUAUCCGAAAUGCCAUUUUCUUUCGAUUCAAGAGGCUACAGAUCACGGAAUCAGGCCGAGGCUAUUAUCCACCGAUAAUGAAGUCUAUUGAUCCUAUUCUCCUCGGAUGAUAAGUCCGUUAAGUAUCGAUUUGGCCCAAUUUAUUUUCGGAUGGCAUUUUCGUAAUUUCUUGGGCGACGAAAGUACAUUUUCUUUGAAUAUUGAAUGCUACAGAUCACGGAUCGCCCUGAGGCUAUUCUCCAAAGAUGAUUGAGUCCAUUAAGCACCGAUUUGGGCGGAUUUAUUUCGGGUCAGUUGUUGGCAGAUUCCAAAGGGGUACCAUCAUAGAUUUCAGGCAAUUUAUCCGAAAUGCCAUUUUCUUUCGAUUCUGGAGGCUACAGAUCACGGAAUCAGUCCGAGGCUAUUAUCCACCGAUAAUGAAGUCUAUUGAUCCUAUUCUCCACGGAUGAUAAAUCCGUUUAAGCAUCAAUUUGGGAAAAUUUAUUUUCGGAUGGCAUUUUCGUAAUUUCUUGGGCGACGAAAGUCUAUUUUCUUUUAAUAUUGAAGACUACAGAUCACGGAUUCGGCCUAAGGCUAUUCUCCAACGAUGAUUGAGUUUAUUAAGCACCAAUUUGGGCGGAUUUAUUCCGGGUCAAUUGUUGGCAUAUUCCAAAGGGGUACCAUCACAGAUUUCGGACGAUUUAUCCGAAAUGCCAUUUUCUUUCGAUUUUGGAGGCCACAGAUCACGGAAUCAGGCCGAUGCUAUUAUCCACCGAUAAUGAAGUCUAUUGAUCUUAUUCUCCACGGAUGAUAAGUCUGUUAAGCAUCGAUUUGGGCCACUUUAUUUUUGGAUGGCAUUUUCGUAAUUUCUUGGUCGACGAAAGUCCAUUUUCUUUGUAUAUUGCAGGCUACACAUCACGGAUUCGACCUGAGGCUAUUCUCCAACGAUGAUUGAGUCCAUUAAGCACCGAUUUGGGCGGAUUUAUUUCGGGUCAAUUUUUGGCAGAUUCCAAAGGGGUACCAUCACAGAUUUCACGCAAUUUAUCCAAAAUGCCAUUUUCUUUCGAUUCUGGAGGCUACAGACCACGGAAUAAGGCCGAGGCUAUUAUCCACCGAUAAUGAAGUCUAUUGAUCCUAUUCUCCGCGGAUGAUAUGUCCGUUUAGCAUCAAUUUGGGCCAAUUUGUUUUCGGAUGACAUUUUCGUAAUUUCUUGGGCAACGAAAGUCCAUUUUCUUUGAAUAUUGAAGGGUAAAGAUCACGGAUUCGCCCUGAGGCUGUUUUCCAACGAUGAUUGAGUCCAUUAAGCACCGAUUUAGGCGGAUUUAUUCCGAGUCAAUUGUACGCAGAUUCUAAAGGGGUACCAUCACAGAUUUCGGGCGAUUUAUCUGAAAUGCCAUUUUCUUUCAAUUCUUGAGGCUACAGAUCCCGUAAUCAGGCCGAGGCUAUUAUCUACCGAUAAUGAAGUCUAUUGAUUCUAUUCUCCACGGAUGAUAAGUCCGUUAAUCAUCGAUUUGGGCCAAUUUAUUUUCGGAUGGCAUUUUCGUAAUUUCUUGGGCGACGAAAGUCCAUUUUCUUUGAAUAUUGAAGGCUACAGAUCACGGAUUCGCCCUGAGGCUAUUCUCCAACGAUGAUUGAGUCCAUUAAGCUCCGAUUUGGGCGGAUUUAUUCCGGGUCAAUUAUUUGUAGAUUCUAAAGGGGUACCAUCACAGAUUUCGGACGAUUUAUCUGAAAUGCCAUUUUCUUUCGAUUAUGGAGGCUACAGAUCACGGAAUAAGGCCGAAGCUAUUAUCCACCGAUAAUGAAGUCUAUCGAUCCUAUUCUCCACGCAAGAUAAGUCCGUUAAGCAUCGAUUUGGGCCAAUUUAUUUUCGGAUGGCAUUUUCGUAAUUUCUUGGGUGACGAAAGUCCAUUUUCUUUGAAUAUUGAAGGCUACAGAUCACGAAUUCGACCUGAGGCUAUUCUCCAAUGAUGAUUGAGUCCAUUAAGCACCGAUUUGGGCGGAUUUAUUUUGGGUCAAUUUUUGGCAGAUUACAAAGGGGUACCAUCACAGAUUUCACGCGAUUUAUCCUAAAUGCCAUUUUCUUUCGAUUCUGGAGGCUACAGAUCACGAAAUAAGGCCGAGGCUAUAAU
This is a messenger RNA of Linum trigynum, 3927 nucleotides long. The record is from the annotation of a GenBank genome assembly. NCBI's taxonomy places the organism in Eukaryota, Viridiplantae, Streptophyta, Magnoliopsida, Malpighiales, Linaceae.